Messenger RNA from Nerophis ophidion (straightnose pipefish), 1728 nucleotides. It is a transcript of the gene khdrbs3, whose product is annotated as KH domain containing, RNA binding, signal transduction associated 3. Gene Ontology annotation, biological process: regulation of alternative mRNA splicing, via spliceosome. The record is from RefSeq and is a predicted model, not a curated record. Gene Ontology annotation, cellular component: nucleus. Gene Ontology annotation, molecular function: mRNA binding. Lineage: Eukaryota; Metazoa; Chordata; Actinopteri; Syngnathiformes; Syngnathidae.
AACAGUGAGAGCUGAGAGCUGAACAUCUCCGCCUGCUUCCAGCAGAGAUUGCCUUGAUUGAGUUCACCUGUUCACCUGUUCACUUGUUCACUUCAGUCACUCACCUUGUUGACGUGCUGCUAAGAGGAAGGAAGACAAGCUCCUGUUUGGACUCAGAAGACGCAACUGUGAUUGCGAGCGAAGUGCGCCUUGCCGGCAGCGCGAGAGCAGGACGGCAUGGAGAACCAACACUACUUGCCGGAGCUGCUGGCCGAGAAGGGCACGCUGGACCCGGCUUUCCGACACUCCAUGCGGCUGCUGGACCAAGAGAUUGAGAAGGUGGAGAAGGAGGAGAAGGAGGAGGGCAAAGAGGAGGAGAAGUUCAUCGACGUGGUCGUCAACAAGAACAUGAAACUGGGACAGAAAGUUCUCAUCCCCGUCAAGCAGUUCCCCAAAUUUAACUUUGUGGGCAAACUUCUGGGACCGCGGAACUCGCUAAAGAGGGUGCAGGAGGACACGCUCACCAAGAUGUCCAUUCUGGGCAAAGGCUCCAUGAGGGACAAAGAAAAGGAAGAGGAACUGCGGCAGAGCGGCGAGGCCAAGUACCAACACCUGAACGAGGACCUGCACGUCCUCAUCGAGGUCUUCGCGCCGCCAGCCGAGGCCUACGCCAGGAUGGGCCACGCUUUGGAGGAGAUCAAGAAGUUCCUCAUCCCCGAUUACAACGAUGAGAUCAGACAAGCGCAGCUGCAGGAGCUGACCUACCUGAACGGAGGCUCGGAGGACGCCAAGGUGCCGUCAGCCAGAGGAAAGUCGGCCCCCCGUGCAAGAGGGACCCCAGUCCCGGGACCCCCCAGGACCCGAGGAGGCGUGCCCCCCCUGCACGCCGCCCCGCCCAGGGGGGCCGCCCCCAGAGCCCCGCCCAGCCGCACGCCGUCUGCCAGGGGGAGGGGGGUGCAGAGGGCCAGGGGAGCCCCCCCCACCGCAGCCUACCGGACACCUCCUCCCAUAGUCCAGGACACCUACGAUGACUAUGACUACGAUGACGGUUACGGCACGGCGUAUGACGACCAGGGCUACGAGUCCUACGACAACAACUACACUAAUCAAGGACAAAACUCGGACGACUAUUAUGAAUACGGACACAGCGCCGAGUCGUACGAGUCGUAUGGUGGAGAGGAAUGGUCCAAGGGUCGUGGAGAGGAAUGGUCCAAGGGUCGCGGGAAGGUCCGGUCAGCGAGGACGAGCAAAGGAGCGUUCAGAGAGCAGCCCUACUCUCGAUACUGAUCUCUGGCCAAGUAAUGCACUUUUCUACGCAGCUUUUUGGAUCUCAAAGCUGCUAAAACAUCAUAGAAGGACUGGGAAUGUUCUCAUGAAAGUGGGUCAUCAUCAUCAUCAUCACAACAACAACAACAACACCCGGCUCUUUUACCGGAUAAACUUGGAAUUUUACACUUAAGUUGGAAUCCAAAAACUUGCAUUCUUUUCCCACCUUAACCGCGCUAAAAUAUUCAUGACAAUCACCAUUUUAUUUUCACAGAGCAUCUUUUCCUCUCAACACCUUUUUCCUCUUUCUAAGGAUUUUUAGCCUAAAAUUCCAACUUUUUCCCCAUUUUAACUUAAACUUUAAACUAAAACUUGGACUUUUUUCACCAAAAUUUAAAACAUUUUUUUUUCCCUUAAAAUGAUGCGAAGAGUUCUUGUUACAUUUUUACUUAAUCUCGUUACAAAUUUAAAACAAGGACCAUU